AUGUCCUCUCAGAUCUUGCAGACAGAGCUCUCAAAUCUGAUCCAGGAGUCGAAGCGCAAAUACUCUGAUCUGAAAAAUGCGGCCGAACAAUCACUAAAUGAGUUGAAGUCAUUGCCUUCAACCUCGGAGGCACAGAUAAAAGCCGAUCUCAUACGGCGCCCGCACUUUGUCACUCCAUUCAUUCUUGCCUGUCAGACACGACAGUCUAAACUUGCGUCAAUCGGAGUUGUUUGCCUGCAGAGACUCGCAACAUCACAUGCUAUCUCACCUGCUAGGCUCAAUGAUACUCUAUCUGCCUUGGGGGACAUUACUGGGCUGAACCAGGAUGUGCAGCUUAAAAUCCUUCAAACAUUACCAGCCUUGCUUCACAACUACUCUGAUAAUCUGAGUGGGGAACUGCUUGCCCAUGUUCUAGAGGUAUGUGCCACUUUGCAAGCUAGCAAAGUUGCUGCGGUCUCAAAUACCGCAGCUGCUACCUUGCAGCAACUCAUUAGUUCGGCUUUUGAAAAAGUAUUGGUUGAAGAUGGCUUGCAAAAUGCACUUACUGUUCAGACGCAAGUCGGAGGUUCGACGGUGGACAUCGGGGUGGCUGCGCACGAUGCUCUUCAGAUAUUGAGUGAUCUAUGCCGUGCCGUCGAAGGCGAGAAGUUGGAAUUUCUUCACAUUAAGGCUCUUCCAACCAAUUUCGUCCUGGAGCUCAUUGAAAGUAUCUUGAUCAACAACAUCAGACUAUUUCUGAACCACCCGGAGCAGAUGCAAUUAUUGCAAACCCGCCUCCUGCCAUUGACUGUCAAGCAUCUUUCAGAGAGACAUAAUUUUCCCCCGACUUUGCGAGUUGCCCGGAUACUGCUGGUUCUUCUGCGCAAUUUUAUGAGCCUGCUGCAGGAUGAAUGUGAAAUGGCUCUAGGUCUUUUGAUUCAUUUACUGGAACCAGAAGCAUCACCGGAAUGGAAAAGGGUUCUUUGCAUGGAAGUUUUCCGCAGCCUACACUCAGAGCCCAGUCUGAUCCGGCUUAUUUUCACUUUAUUUGAUGGUACUCAGGGAAGAAAAGACAUAGUGAAAGAUCACAUGACCGCUCUCUUCAAGAUAGCGUCAGAAAGUCCGUCUCUCAUAGGUGUCAGCCAUCAGUCUACGGUACCACAAGACGCUUCGCAAACCCGAUCCAAUACCGAUGAUCAGAUUACGCUCGAAGCUGGAGGCGUCGAUGGGGUCAUUGCAGCAGCCGUAAACUCGGCGGAUGAGAGUGUGACGGGGAUCAGCAGUCAGUGGAGCACGGUUCGCACACCGUAUCUCGAGCUCCUUGACAAAUCAGAGCCACCGCCCCCUCCAGUAUCAUACAUCUAUAGCCUCGUUUUGAACUGUCUAAGCGCACUAGCCGAAGGUCUUGCCAGAUUCAUCAUUCCAUUGACAGUAACAGAGUCGAAAAGCAAGCGGAGGAAAAGAAUCGCAACUAAUGAUCGAGAGCAAGGCUCGAAUGACUUGCAUAGAUCAGACUCCACAAAAUCAAAUGGAUCUGAAUCUAGAAGGCAAACAGUGCCGCUCAAUCCGUUAGACCUUCAAGAACAUCCACAGCGUUCCGCUAUUACUUCUAGUGCUGGGAUUAUUGAAUCAUGUUGGCCUGUCAUUCUGACCACAUGCUCCAUUUUCUUCUACGCAGCUUUGGACGCGGAUUUUUAUCACAAUCUCGUACGGUCGUUCCAGAAACUAACACAUGUCGCUGGCCUUCUCCGUCAAUCUGCGGCGCGAGACGCAUUUCUAUCCACACUCGGGAAAGCUACUCUUCCUGUGGACGACGUGACCGCUCACCUUCCUAGCACACACGCUCCUGAAGCCAAACAAUCGAGGAACUCAGAUGCAGGCCAUGAGCAAUCGCUAGCCGCGCACUUUGACACACCCAAAGCGUCUUUUGAAGCUACAAGGGCCUCAUUGAGCACUAGAAAUCUCCUCUGCCUUCGAGCUCUGUUGAACCUGGGCAUUGCUUUGGGACCAACACUAGACCAAAGCGCAUGGUCUAUACUUCUGGAAACCUUACAAAAUGCGGACCUAGUAAUCAAUGCCUCCGCGACGGCCUCUGGUAAACAAACGCCGACUAUCGGAAACGGAGAACAGGCCGCACAAAGUGGUAACGAUGUUCCUAGAGCUAACAUUGGAAACGAGAUACUUGCUGUUUCGACUGCUGCAUCGAAAAUGUUUGAGAGCACAGCAGAUUAUCCGGACCCAUCUUUUCAAGCAAUUCUCGAGGCGCUUCUUGGAUUGCUAUCCGCUAAGGGACCAGGGGCGCUACCAACGGCUCUAUCCCCCGUGAAAUCUGCGAACCAGCAUUUUGCGAAUUCUAGAAUCCAAGAUGACGAAAUCAAUCUCGUGCUGGAUCGGACCAAGGAACUCUGCGAAGCAAACAUUGAACGUUUAUCAGUCGUGGGCGAGGAUGAAGACUUUGCUUGGAUUACGUUGAAUAAGAACCUGAAAUCGAUCAUAACAAGUGGCACACAUCACCGGACUCUUCGUUUGAAAGCGAGCGGUAUCCUCAACUACGUUAUUCUUCAAACUAUGAAACAUGGCUGGUUCGAAGACGACUCUCGAAACACUCUUCAACUUCGAAAUUUGCAGUCGUUGCAAUCGCAAAUCUCAUCUUUGUAUGAACACCGCGACAAACUAACAAGUGUGGAUGCAGAAGCUCAUGGGCAAGCUCUGGACACACUAAGAGUCAUGCUUGAGCAAUAUGGCGAGGCUUUUACAUCUGGAUGGGACUUGAUCUUUGAGUUGAUCUCGAGUGUCUUUGAAAAGCCCGAGACUGAACAAAGUGAGACAUCUUUUACGAGAAAAUCCCUGUCAAAAGCCAGAAAUUUUAAGGCGAGAUCUCCACGUUUGGUGCGAGUAGCUUACACUUCGCUUCAACUUAUCGCAUCCGAUUUCCUUACUUUACUCCCACCGUCGUGUCUCCUUGAAUUGGUCGAUUCGUUGUCAUUUUUUGCUUCACAGAAUCAGGACUUCAACAUCUCUUUGACUACCACCACCUUCUUCUGGAACGUCUCAGACUUUCUGCAGAGCCAAGUCGGCACAUUCUCGAUUGAGGAGUCUAUGGAUACAUCUAUAAGCGAAGAGUCACUUGCCUCGUUAACUGACGAUGAUGAUAUCUCUACAUCAAGAGGAGCGCUGUGGCUACUAUUGCUUCUACGCAUCGUUGAUCUUACUACAGAUGAUAGGUCCGGCAUUCGCAAUAGCGCCAUCCAUACUCUUCUUAGAAUCUUAGAUGCGUACGGCCCACAGCUUACGCCAAAAACAUGGCAUCUUUGCUUGAACCGAGUGCUAUUUGUCAUGAUGGUGGAUGUCCAAAACAAAGCACUUGAGAUUGAAAGUUCUGCCGACGGGGGAUCAGAUGCAGUGAAAGAAUGGAUUGAAACAUCCGUGGUUGUCAUCAAAGGCAGUGCUGACCUGAUUGCAACCUUCUUCGACAUAAUUAUCCAAGACCCACGAUUUGUUAAUUCCUGGAAGCGAAUGCUCGAAUGUUUCCAAGCAUUGGUCCGUAUCAACAACUACGGAAUCAAAGAAGCGAUAUUUGCUAGUACCUAUGACAUUGUAAAACAUGCAACUUCCAGCGAAUUCACCAAGGAAGCUAUUGAAUGUGCUUGGCUUUUAUGGACAAAUAAUCAUUUAGCCCCUGAAGGUGCCCAGUUGAAUUUGGAUGAGCCGAACCAGGAUGCACUUAUUGCCUACUUCCGGUUUUUUCAACAGAUCUACAGGUUAUACCGGGAUGAAUUGUCGAAAGAACUGGUCGCCCAGGUUCUGCAUCACGUGCGAACGGCCAUUUAUAACGCAGUGGUUUCAAGAUACUCGGUCGACAUUGACCAUCAGUCGACUCUGCAGGAACUGGUCCUCGAUUGCAUCAAAACGCUUUGUACAGAUAAAGACGAGUCGCAAUCUGACAUUGUGAUGUGCCUAGCAGAUUUCAGCGAUGCCGCUCUAACUCAGUGGUCGACAGACAGAGACAAGAGUCGACCAUCAUAUGUGGCGUUCUCCAAGAGCGCCAUCGAUCUUCUGAGUUGGUACAUUGCUGAGCAUGGCAUCAAAGCGGACAUAUUCUCUGAUGGGACAUUGACAACGGCACUUCAACAUUUAGCUCAUCCUAUUACUCGCAAGUACGAAUGGCGUGGCAAAGACCGUGAGCAAUUGAUUUGGCAAAAGGCGACGACAGCUGCUAUCAAGAUAAUUCGUGUUGCUGUUCCGUAUGUUGAGAGCAAGUAUGCCUCGUCCCAAAAGUCUCUCAUCACUUCGUUCUGGUCUACUGUCAUUGAUAUUACUCGAGGUAUCAUCUCGGCGGACGGAUAUGACGACUUUGCUUUAUCGACCUCGCGAAUUGAGGCUGACGAAGAUUUCGACAUUGACUCUUUCAAGACCUUGAUACCGUUGCUCAUUCCAUCUCUAGGAGCGAGCAACGUACCCGAUAGCACUCGGAGAGAUUUGGCAUGCGCUCUAUUCCGAUCAUCGCUUAUCUACUUCCCCCAAAGAAUGGACACGCCCAUGGAAACAUUGCUCGAAAACCCGCUUCAUGACCUGUACAAAAUCCGUCGUGGAAGGACAUAUGACCCAUCACCCACCGCAAGAUCCCGCAUAGCAGACGUCCUCAUCGACACAAUGUUCACACUCGCCGAAGCAUCGUCACUUUCCUCAACAGACGAAAGCCAAAACGCAUCUCGCAUUGCCAUAGCACGCUCAAUCCUGCCGUAUCUAAUUCUCCGAUCUUUCCUCCCUCUCAAAUCCUACAUUGCCGAUCAACCUUUGCGCGGAUUACUACCACAACCGGCACCGGCGCAUCGCGAGUUGGUCCAUAUUCUGGAUCGUCUAUUCACUCUAAAAAGCGAACCCGCAGCGAUACCCGAUGCACCUUGCGGAAUCGUUUCGUCGCCUCAAUCCACAUCAUCCCCUUCCAGCAAGAACGACAAGCCUGGCUCCCGAUCAACCUUCCAUCUGGCAUAUAGUAAACAUCUAGGAUGGGUGUAUCCUCUCGUCAUAAAGUGUGUGCGUGUAGCCGGAAAGCAGAAAGGGCGCGGGAACAAUGAUGUCGUGGUAUUGCAUCAUUUGACGCGAAUCUUGGAUGCUGUGUGCGACGAUGAGUAUGAAGAUGAAGAUGUGGUCUAG
Molecule: messenger RNA, 5136 nt
Organism: Talaromyces amestolkiae
Lineage: Eukaryota; Fungi; Ascomycota; Eurotiomycetes; Eurotiales; Trichocomaceae
Exons: 6
Coding region: 1-5136 (1711 amino acids)
Source: RefSeq, a predicted model, not a curated record